AUGGAUUGGCUCCCUCACCGAACGCCUGCUUUCCUCUUCCUUUUAUUGGUACUCUUGGAUUGCAGCACAGGAUUUCAUGUAGAGGUAAAAGAAUGGGAUGAAAAUGGAAUGGCAAGAUGGAAAACCUUCAGAAGACAAAAACGUGAAUGGAUCAAAUUUGCUGCAGCUUGUAGAGAAGGAGAAGAUAAUUCUAAGAGGAAUCCAAUUGCCAGAAUCCGAUCAGAUUGUGAAGAAAAACAUCCAAUCACAUACAGCAUCUCUGGAGUUGGAAUUGAUCGUGCCCCCUACGGAAUAUUUGUUGUUAACCCAAGAACAGGAGAAAUCAAUAUAACAUCAAUAGUGGAUAGGGAAGUAACCCCAGUAUUUGUUAUACGUUGCUUUGCUAAACACUCAAUGACCGGUGAAGAUUUGGAGCCACCUCUUGAACUUCGAGUCAGAGUUCUGGAUAUAAAUGAUAACCCUCCUAUAUUUGCACAAACUGUAUUUACAGGAUCUGUUGAAGAAUCCAGUAUGGACAACACACUAGUGAUGAAAAUAAUUGCAUCAGAUGCAGAUGAACCUAACCACUUGAAUUCUAAAAUCGCCUUCAAGAUAGAGAGUCAGGAACCUUCAGGUCCACCCAUGUUCAUUAUGAAUAAAUAUACUGGAGAACUCCAUCUUGCAAAUUAUCUUGACAGAGAGCAACAUAGUAGCUACACUCUUGUUGUGAAGGCAUCAGACCGGGAUGGAGCUGCAGAUGGAAUAUCAUCCCUUUGUAGCUGUAACAUUAAAGUUAUUGAUGUCAAUGACAACUUCCCAACGCUCGCUCAAAGCUCUUUUUCAGCAAGUAUUUCAGAAAAUUCACUCAGUUCAGAACUGCUACGAAUACAAGCUCUGGAUGCUGACGAAGAGUUUACAGACAAUUGGUUAGCAGAGUUUUUCUUUAUAUCUGGUAAUGAAGAUAACUGGUUUGAAAUUGUUACAGAUCGAGCUACAAAUCAAGGAAUCCUUAGAGUAAUUAAGGAACUGAAUUAUGAACAUCUCCAAACUCACUCACUGAUUAUUGGUGUCAGGAACGUAGCUGCCUUCCACCAUUCUAUUGCAAAAGACUUCCGAAUGAGUGGAACACCCCUCACAAUAGAAGUAAAAAAUAUGAUUGAACCACCAAAAUUUCAACCAUCUUCAGUUGUGUUUUCUUUAUCAGAAAGCAAAAAAGUGAAUUAUAUUUUGGGAACAUACACAGCCAUUGAUGAGGACACCGGACUUACUGCAUCAAAUGUUAUAUAUAGUAUAGGACGUGAUCCAGGUGCCUGGUUCAGAAUCAAUCAAAACACUGGUGAAAUCAUGCUGAACAAAGUUAUUGACCGGGAUUCAGUCUAUGUAACCAAUGGGCAGUACAGAGCAGAGGUUCUGGCUAUCACCAGAGGGGCUCCUCGAUAUACUGCUACUGGCACCAUUGUGCUUUCACUUCAAGACAUGUAUGACAAUUGCCCAAGUAUUAACACCGAAUUAAGGAAAGUAUGUAUGCAUUCCCCAUCAGUGAUUAUCACAGCAAAGUAUAUGGAUGGUCACCCAUAUAGUGGUACCCCCUUUACAUUCAGCAUACAUGGUGAACCUCAAACUACAUGGAUUAUCAGAUCAAUAAAUGCUUCUUCUGCACAACUAAUGAGUCAGAACAUUGACUUUUACAUUUAUAGGAUCUAUAUCAGUGUAAGAGAUAGCCAAGGCCGACGCUGCCCUAAACCACAUGUAAUUCCUGUGCAAGCUUGUCAGUGCGAUAUUCAUAAUUACUGCACCAGUGGGGCCACGAAAAUAAUUGUCAUUGGUGAUGGUGAAGGUGAAAGAGACCAACACGGUGGUUAUUAUGACUAUCGACCUGAAGAAGAACCUAAGGAAUCCACAGACUGGCAGGGUUACACUGUUGACUACAGUGACGGUCAAGGAUAUACUGCAGCCACUGAUGAUACUUUUAAUGGAAAUGAAAAUUAUGGCACAAAUACUCUAUCUUCUACCACACUCAGUGGUGCUGCCAUUGGCCUGAUGUUUCUUGGUGGAUUAAUAUUUGUUCUGAUUCCAAUUUUGAUGUCAAUGAGCGACUGUUGUGGCUGUGGACCUGGCGCUGCAGCUGGAGUUGGAACUGGAUUUGAACCUGUACCUGAAUGCACAGAAGGAGCAAUUCAUCCAUGGGGAAUAGAAGGUGCACAGCCUGAAGACAGGGAUGUCUCACACAUUCUUGCCCCAACAACAGCUGCAGGAGGUGAUUUUGGUGAACCCUCCGACAUAUAUACAAACACAUAUGGAGGAGGAGGAGUAGUAGCUUCUGGUGUUGAAGAAACUACAGGGGUUGGCUAUGGCACUGGUACUGGUUACGGAACAGCUGGAGGAAUUUCUGGAACAGGGGAAGCAAAAGGGUCAGUUGGAGGAACAAUAAAAGAGUAUCGAGAAGGAGGGGUGAACAUGGCCUUCCUAGACAACUACUUCUCUGAGAAAGCAUUUGUGUAUGCAGAUGAAGAUGAAGGUCGGCCAGCAAAUGACUGCCUAUUAAUAUAUGAUCAUGAAGGAGUCGGUACUCCUGUUGGCUCUGUGGGUUGCUGCAGCUUUAUUGGAGAAGAUACAGACGAAACAUAUUUGGAUACACUAGGACCAAAAUUUAAGACUCUGGCAGAGAUCUGUCUGGGCAAAGAGAUCGAACCUUUCCCUGAUGUCAACCCACCCUGGCCAUGCGUUAACGUCAACUUUCCCAACCCUGAAAGUGAUCUAAACCUCCCACCACCUGGAACCACCAUCGUUGUCAAUGGAUGCGCACCUAUGCCUCCCCCGACUGGCACUACAACAAUUGUUACUGAAAACACCUACACAUCUGGGUCAACCAUACAGCCCUCAAGGCCGAUGCCAGAUCCUUUGCUCCACGGCAACAUGACGGUUACUGAGACCUUCACCUCUGGCUCCCCAUCUCUUUGCGUCGACCCUCUGCGUGCAUCCAACGUUGUUGUAACGGAAAGGGUUGUUGGUCCUGCAUCUGCCUCUGAUUUGCGCGGCAUGCUAGAUAUCCCCGAUCUCACAGAUGGGUCCAACGUUAUCGUCACGGAAAGAGUAAUCGCGCCUAACUCCCGGCUCCCGACCUCUCUGAGCAUUCCUGAUUUGGUAGACGGGUCGAAUGUGGUGGUGACAGAAAGGGUGUUCCGGCCUGCCUCCGGCAUGCCAGGCAGCUUAAUAAAUAUUCCCUCGGAGUUAUCGAACACCCACAACGUGGUGGUCACCGAGAGGGUAGUGUCAGGGUCUGGGAUGAGCAGCCUGGGGGGGGCAAAUCUGGGGGGCCUGAGCAGUGCGGGUCAGAUGCUCAGCGCCGACAGUCACCUUGGCCAGGCAAUGGGCACGGCGUCCCCCGGUACCUCCCGGAGAAGAGUGACAAAGUACAGCACCGUGCAGUACUCCAAUCAGUAA
Molecule: messenger RNA, 3423 nt
Organism: Balearica regulorum gibbericeps (East African grey crowned-crane)
Lineage: Eukaryota; Metazoa; Chordata; Aves; Gruiformes; Gruidae
Product: desmoglein-4
Biological process (GO): homophilic cell-cell adhesion
Cellular component (GO): plasma membrane; desmosome
Molecular function (GO): calcium ion binding
Source: RefSeq, a predicted model, not a curated record